AUGUUUGGUCCCGCAAAAGGCGGCCAUUUUGGAGUCCACCCGGUGGCUGGUUGCCCCGGCGGCGUCUCCCAACUUGCUGCCGGGACCAAAGCUGGCACCGCAGGCGUCUGGUCUGUGGGCGGUCGGACCGACACGAUGUGGCGGCUCCGCUGCAAGGCCAAGGAUGGCACCCAUGUCUUGCAGGGGUUGUCCGGCCGAACCCGGGUGCGAGAACUCCAGGGCCAGAUUGCCGCCGUCACCGGGAUCGCCCCCGGCGGCCAGCGCAUCCUUGUCGGAUACCCGCCUGAGUGCCUGGAUCUCAGCGACGGGGAAACAGUUCUGGGGGACCUGCCUAUCCAGUCCGGUGACAUGCUGAUCGUUGAAGAAGACCAAACCAGACCUAAAACUUCACCUGCAUUUACAAUACAUGGUGCUCCUAGUUACAUCAGGGAAACUUUGCCUGUGCUUACCAGAACCGUGGUCCCAGCAGACAACUCUUGCCUCUUCACCAGUGUGUACUAUGUCGUUGAAGGAGGAGUCUUGAAUCCAGCUUGUGCUCCUGAGAUGAGACGCCUCAUAGCACAAAUUGUAGCAAGUGAUCCAGACUUUUAUAGUGAGGCAAUACUGGGAAAAACAAAUCAAGAGUACUGUGACUGGAUCAAAAGGGAUGAUACUUGGGGAGGAGCAAUUGAGAUAUCGAUUUUGUCCAAGUUUUAUCAAUGUGAAAUAUGUGUAGUGGAUACACAGACGGUGAGAAUUGAUCGUUUUGGGGAAGAUGUGGGAUAUACCAAGAGGGUCCUGCUUAUUUAUGAUGGCAUCCACUAUGAUCCACUUCAGCGUAACUUUCCUGAUCCAGAUACACCUCCUCUGACCAUUUUCUCCUCUAAUGAUGAUAUUGUCCUUGUACAAGCACUGGAAUUAGCAGAUGAAGCUAGAAGAAGGAGACAAUUUACUGAUGUAAACCGCUUCACCCUGAGAUGCAUGGUGUGUCAGAAGGGAUUAACUGGACAAGCAGAAGCAAGGGAACAUGCCAAGGAGACAGGCCAUACCAACUUUGGAGAAGUGUGAUCUAUGCACGAAUGAGGGUUGAAGCCUACUACCUCACAGAUCCAGAACGCUCUGGAUUUUCUAAUAAGCUAUUCGUACUCCUAAAGAACAAAGGACACAAUGCUUGAACCAUCCUUUUAACUUAAAACCACUAAGACACUGAAAUUCCUUGUUAAGAUUAAAAUUAGUGUGCGGGUUUACAGAUUUUUGUCUACAGCGGUGAUACAUGCCUCUUUCUGCUGAAGUGACAGAAUAGGUGGUCUUUGCCACCUACUGACACUGACCUAAAGAUUGAGAAUUAGUAUUAUAAACUAGCACCCAGCAGCUUUAACUCAUAGAAGAAAACAUCACAUUUUCCAUAAUGCAGAAGGCCUCCUGUGAGGCCACUGGACAUUUACCACAAUGUCUGCAGUAAUUGAGUCCUUUCAAUAACUGAGUUAAAUUUCUGAAUUAUGAAUAGAUUCAUCAAAUGAAGAUACUUAGACCUGUCAAAGUUGAUUUUAUAUUGCAAUUUGGUACACUUCAUAAAUGUGUACUUAACCACUUAUAAGUACAUCACAAGCAAUUUUUACAGGGAUGAGUCUCAUCCUUGAGAAUGUUGUCUAAAAACAGGAACUGCUAGUGCCCUGUUUAAGAUUUCUAGUGUAUAAAAAGUAGAAUGUAUGAGGGAAUAGGUGCCUGAGCAGCUUAUUGAAGCUUUAAAAGACCGUUGGCCUCGUUUUAAUGCAAUUCAUGUUGGUCUUUGUCACAUUGGUUACAAUUCUGAAAUUAAGCAGGGUAUUUUUUUUUUUAUUGAAAUUCGAGUGCUCAAUGUUUGCCUUUUUAUGUAAAGAUUUACCUGGAGGGAUUUAAUUUUCUCAGCUUUUUGUUAAGAGCACUUCAUCCAAAAAAAUUUUCAUCUAAAGUGAUAAUGCUCUCUUUGGUUUUUGUAAGGUCUUUUGCAUAACUAAACAGUGUUUGUUUUUGUGCUAGCCUUAUCCCUCCACUAAUUUGUUUUAAAAUUCCAUAUUUCUGCAAAUUAGCACUUUGCUAAUCAUAAUCUUUUUUUUUUUUAAGUUUUAAAGUAAUUGGGGUAAUACUGUUGAAUGAAUUUGGUUUUACUUCCAAAAUAUGAAAGUUUUAGAAUCCUUGCCUUAUUCAGCUCUCUCAGAAUUAUGCUUCUUCCUAAUAUUAGAUGUGUAGCCAUUUGCUUGGUGGACUAAUCUGCAAGGCGCACCCUCUAAAACUUAUCUUCACUACAAGAUCUUCCAGAUAAAGUUUUCUACCUCUUUUCUUAAUUAUUCUGAUCAGGGAAUGCUAAAUUAUAAUUUGUUAUGUAUUAUCUCAUAAUGUGAAGAGGCUUAUUGUUGUGAAGUUUUAUCUUGGUCUCAUUUUUGAUUGAGUAUCUCACUUCGAAAAUCAGUGGUAUACUUUAAAGCACUUAUAUCUCUUUUGGCAUAUCUUCCUGACAUGUUUUAAAAUUGUGAUUUACUUUUAGCACUUUCACUUGGUGAAAGUGCCCAUGUAAAAUUAAGGAAUAUGUG
This is a messenger RNA of Carlito syrichta (Philippine tarsier), 2549 nucleotides long. RefSeq names its product YOD1 deubiquitinase (gene YOD1). Gene Ontology annotation, biological process: endoplasmic reticulum unfolded protein response; protein deubiquitination. The transcript has 2 exons. Lineage: Eukaryota; Metazoa; Chordata; Mammalia; Primates; Tarsiidae. Gene Ontology annotation, cellular component: cytosol; nucleus. The record is from RefSeq and is a predicted model, not a curated record. The coding region runs from base 1 to 1047 and encodes 348 amino acids. Gene Ontology annotation, molecular function: cysteine-type deubiquitinase activity.